Molecule: messenger RNA, 3280 nt
Organism: Cydia pomonella (codling moth)
Lineage: Eukaryota; Metazoa; Arthropoda; Insecta; Lepidoptera; Tortricidae
Gene: Dh44
Product: diuretic hormone 45
Exons: 6
Coding region: 481-882 (133 amino acids)
Cellular component (GO): extracellular region
Molecular function (GO): hormone activity
Source: RefSeq, a predicted model, not a curated record
UUAUAGGUAUACGACCUUGCGUUGGUUUACACACAUAUAUUCGUGCGUCAUGCUCUGAAAAUGUUGAUAUUGUUGUGUUCCUGUCAUAAAAAUUAAAAGACGGUGACAGUUACGGGGGUGGUCAUUGAGGAUAUGAAAUGAAUGGUUUGACGCAUGCGCUUUGCGCCGGUUUUCAGCGAGAUAUAAGCAAGCGAAAUCAUCCUCGCACCGCACAACUUUCGCAAACGAUCUCGCAGAGAACAGCGAAGCCCGCAUUCCAUUAAUCAUCACUACACCACUUCCGAUGUUUUUAACACUCGUAUUAUAAAAUAUUUACGCCGUGAGUUGUGACUAGGUUUUCCGCAGUGCAUAUCUUAUUUAUUACUAUUUGCAAAAACUUUUAUUAGUUCUCUCCAAGUUUUUCGGCGCGCAACAUUCAACAGUUGACUGAAAAGGAUUAUUUUGGAUUCUUCAAGCAUCUCCCUACACUCUACCUACAAAAUGAUGUGGUGGGCAAUAUGGUGCGCUGCAGUGGUGGCCGGAGCGGCAGCGGCGCCAGCCGGCGACGCGCUAGCGCCCCUCGCGCUCGACCUGCCACAGAUAGAUUCUCUCACACCUGACGACGAGAGCUUGAGCUACGCGGGGCCGGUAGGCCGCUACGCUGCGUCCGCGCCGCUGGUCUACCUACUUCCCGACGUGCCCCGCGACGCGCAGGUGACAAGUGUGCGCGUGCGCCGCGACUUCACCGUGAACCCGGCCGUGGAGCUCCUGACUGACGCCUACUCCGACAAGGCGCGGCGCCAACACAUCACGCGCGCAAACAGGGAACUCCUUAAAUGCAUAGGCAAGCGAGACCCCUGGAGUGGUCCUGAAGAUUGCUUUCAGAAAACAUUUGGAAAGUAAACUUAAAACCAAACAUGCUCAGCUGCCGUCCAAACACGCCUCUCUAGUCAAAUAAACAGCCUUGCGAGAUGCACAGCGAUGUAGUUUAUUUAUUCUGUGUAUAUAUGUAUUGUGUGCACUUUCUGUAUUUGUUUAAGAGGGGGCUAAUAAAAAAAUUUAGUUUUUAAAGUGGAGUUACACAUUUUGCAAAGGCAAAUGCCAUGAAAAAUUUACAGGGACAUAGGCCGUAUUUACGUGGGCAGGCUCCAACCAAAACUUUACUAUGAAAACAUAUCUGAUUCAUUUCAAUUGUACAUCGUUACCACAGCAGUACAAUUUUAGUAUAAGAUAGCUAGUGAUAUAGCCGAGGGACGUCACGAGCAAAACAUUUUAAAUAUAAACAUAUUUUCGGAGAUAUUGAGGUAAAACGUUAAAAGCCACGUGAUAUAUUUUGAUUCCUUAUAAUUCCCUCGCUUUACGCCCCCUCUUAAUAAGUAUGUGUCUAAAAUUAUUAUAUUAUUGUGCUAAUAUAUUUACUAACAUUUUAAUAUUUAAUAAACUUUUGUUCAUUAUGUAUUGCCUCCUCAUUUUAUCGCCCGCUUUAUACUCAUAAGUUUAGUAAAAAUUAUAGUUCUGUUGCCAAAACUGGAAUAAAUAAUGACUUAAUUUCGUAAUAUUCAAACACUUAUACUUAGUUUAUACCCUUAUUAGUUCGUCUAAUAUAAGUAGUGAUAUACUUAACUACGAACUAUAGGUUUCCUUUUUAAAUCCAUAAUUAAACCUACAGUAAAUAACUAUUACGAUACAAGUGUGGAAAGAAGAAGAUCGAAACGAGUGGUGUGGUUUGAACAAUUGCUCUUCACAUGGUGUUUUUUUUUUCAUAUUAGGUACCUACCUAAGGAUGUUCCCUGUUGCUUCAGACCUAACGACUGGCCGUGAGAAGUCCAAGUUAAACAAUUUUCUAUGAUCGAGACUAGAUCAGCAGUACAACGUGUUGGAAGUAUUUCCCACGGCUUUAUUUCCUGUAUGUAGUGGGCAGUCAAGAACCCUAUCGGCUCUACAAGCAAUUUUCGCCGCCACACAGCAAUAUUAAUUAAUAGUGGGGAAGCAGGGGUCGGAUAUCGAUAUAUCAUUCAUACAAUUAACCACUUAAUGAUUUCGGUUAACCGUAAACCGUGCGUGACAUUUUUUUUGUGUUUUAGAUUGUUAAUUUAAUAGUUCGAGGCUAAUAAACACCCAUUUUAAGUAAAAUAAAAAUAGCAAAAUGUAAAGAAAGCUAUUUAAAAAAUGUAAAAUACCGAUUACGACCCCUGGGGAAAGUACAUAGGUGCAGUGAGUACGUACAUACUUUUGUCUCAGGCAUUGCCGCUUGGCACGAUUGUUCUUUGGAUCAUAUUAGCUGAUCUCAGUCACGAGAUUAAGACGAAAGGGGACGGCCGCUUCUUCAUACAAACGUAUUCCUCAUUUUUCUCUCUGGAUAUUGACAUUAUGGAAACUAUUUUUACAUAAUUUGAUGUAUGUUUACCAUAGCCAUGCCCCUUUUGCCACGUUUGACGUUUCCGAUUUUUUGAUUACCUAUUAUAAAAAAUAGUGGCAAAAAACAGAUUUCAUACAAAUUUUAAAUGCUCCUAACUCUUAUAAUAAUUAAAAAUUCGAAAAAAAAUAACGUAGGAGCGUAUAGUUGUGGCUGAUAUACAACACAUUGUGUCUUAACAUUUUCAAUAAUGUGGAUAUGCCCCCGACAUAUGUCGGAGGCACUGAGGUAUAUCUGAUGAGGCGGCAACUACGGUGGUGUGGGCAAGUUUUCUCGGGUGUCAGAAGACAGAGUGACGAAGCGAAUCUUCUUUUCAGAAUAGUAAGCGUAAAAUCGGUGGCCAGUACUUACGAUAUAAGGACGUUCUGAAAAGAUAUAUGAAGAGAUGCAAACUAGAGCCCUCUGACUGGGAGCGGAAGGCAGCGCAACAGCCGAAAUGGCGGCGCCUCGUGCAUGAUCAAGUCGGUGACUUUGAAGCUGAACGUCGCAGCGAACUCGACCGAACGGUAGAUGAGCUUAAGGCUCGCUCGCAAACUAUUUCCUACAAUUAUGUAGGUGGUGUGUUGACGUGCCCAAAAUGCGCUCGGAAAUUUAGUAGAAAGGUUGCGUACGCGAGUCUUCUGCACCUGAGAGUGGAACAGCUACACUCUAUUAACAGUUAUUAAAAAUUUCCACUCUAGAACACACAGUCGCUGUGGCCGAAAUCGGUCAGGAGUCAUCAAUGUGAAUAUCCAGAGAGGAAAAUGAGGACUACGUUUGUAUGAAAAGGCGAUUUCGCACGGGUCCUCCACUUUCGUCUUAAUUCUUGGGCACCCCCAAAAAUGAAGGGAGGAAAAGUGGCUCGUAUUUUCGUUAUGUAGACAACAAUUCACAGAUUAGCAGACU